This is a messenger RNA of Centrocercus urophasianus (Greater sage-grouse), 2410 nucleotides long. RefSeq names its product BCL2 like 1 (gene BCL2L1). Gene Ontology annotation, cellular component: mitochondrial outer membrane. The record is from RefSeq and is a predicted model, not a curated record. Bases 190 to 879 code for a protein of 229 amino acids. Gene Ontology annotation, molecular function: protein heterodimerization activity; protein homodimerization activity. Lineage: Eukaryota; Metazoa; Chordata; Aves; Galliformes; Phasianidae. The transcript is spliced from 3 exons. Gene Ontology annotation, biological process: negative regulation of intrinsic apoptotic signaling pathway; extrinsic apoptotic signaling pathway in absence of ligand; intrinsic apoptotic signaling pathway in response to DNA damage.
AGCGGAGCGGGGCCGGGCCGCCCGCAGCACCCGCAGCUCUCAGCCUCCGCCCGGUGAGCCCCGGCUCUGCCUGCGCCCGGUCGGAUGUGUUCACCGGUCGCGAGGGAGCGCGGAGCCAGGAGCUGCUGAGUGUGCUCAUCUGCUCGUGCACUGGACCAUGGACUCAUUGAGGGUGUCUCAGGUGUGAAAAUGUCCAGCAGUAACCGGGAGUUAGUGAUUGACUUUGUUUCCUACAAGCUCUCGCAGAAGGGGCACUGCUGGAGCGAGCUGGAGGAAGAGGAUGAGAACAGGACUGACACUGCAGCAGAGGCAGAGAUGGACAGCGUCCUCAAUGGGAGCCCAUCCUGGCACCCGCCUGCCGGCCACGUAGUGAAUGGAGCCACCGUGCACAGGAGCAGCCUGGAAGUUCAUGAAAUUGUUCGAGCAUCUGACGUGAGGCAGGCGCUGAGAGAUGCAGGGGAUGAGUUUGAGCUGAGGUACCGGAGGGCUUUCAGCGACCUCACCUCCCAGCUCCACAUCACCCCUGGCACGGCGUACCAGAGCUUUGAGCAGGUAGUGAAUGAACUCUUCCAUGAUGGUGUGAACUGGGGGCGCAUCGUGGCUUUCUUCUCCUUCGGAGGGGCUUUGUGCGUGGAGAGCGUGGACAAGGAGAUGCGGGUACUGGUGGGACGCAUUGUGUCUUGGAUGACCACGUACUUGACCGACCAUCUAGAUCCCUGGAUCCAGGAGAAUGGCGGCUGGGAGCGCUUUGUGGACCUGUAUGGGAAUAACGCUGCUGCCGAGCUGAGGAAGGGCCAGGAGACCUUCAACAAAUGGCUCCUGACCGGGGCGACCGUGGCCGGAGUGCUUCUGCUGGGAUCCCUGCUGAGCCGCAAGUGACCCCGUGGUUGUGUCCCCUGGCACCAGGACGGCUGCGCCUUCACCGCCACAUCCACCACCCAGCUCCCGAGCACCACCACCACCACGGGGCCCUCACCCAGCUCCACGGAGCUCCUUCCCUUGCGCCGCCAGCUCCUUUUAUUGUAGCCCCUCUCAUUUACCGUUCCGUUGUGUUUUAAAGGCGCUGAGAGCGAUGCAGCACUUCAGCCAACAGCUCCCAGUGCUGGGCAGAUCCCACCAGUAGUGGCUAGAAGGUGUCCCAGCCCUGCAGGAUCCUUUAGAUCACUUUGAAAAGAAUAAACAGACUUAUUUUUGCAUGUGUGAGUGCGUGCGUGUGUGUAGAUGUGUCACUAAUAUAAAGUUCCCCAGCCAGAGCAAGGAUCUGGGCUCCAGCUUCCAGCAGGGUUCCUGCUACCAGCCCUGCCCUGCUGCAGCAGCCUGGCCACCACAGGGACAGGGCUGAGCUUUGCCAUCCCUGUCAAAUCUCUCGAUUGUCCCCUGCUUGCCUGGCACUGCAGUGAGGCAGAGGGCACUGGGAGAAGGCUGAUGGUGAGUAGCCCCUAACUUGCCUGGCAGCCCCAGAGCCUCUGUCCCCUGCACCUACACCAGGCACAGGGCUGUACCUCCUCCUCUUAACCCCCUCUUCCUCAUCCCCCUCCCUUUGCUCAGAGUCGCUGUGUGGCACUGCAUGCCCUCCUCUCUGCCCCAUGUCCGUCCCUCCCCACGCACCCCACGCCAGGACCCCGCUUCGCUGUUGCAUUGGGGCCGGGAUGGAGGCAGGGGAAUUGAGGAGCACUUCCCCUUCCUGCAGACACACAGCCAGAGUAGGGGGGGGGUGGCACAAGGGGCUCACCUGUGGGACCACAGCAUCCCAGCAAACGCAGGAGCACAGAAUGAGUGUAAAACAGCCAGGGGAUCAGGACCCCACGGGCAGCAGGAUGAGGCUCUUGUACAUCCCUGGGACCACAGCAGGGGAACGGCUGGGGUAGGCGAGAGCCUAUGGGACCAAUGUAAUGUAGAAGCCAACCCCAGGGGUGGGAGCAGGGCUGAGCGGGUGGCAGAAGCUGAGAGCCGGUGGCCACAUUCUCCCAGCUGCUGCUGGUCCCCAAAGCGCAGGCAGUGGGGUCCCUGCCCCGUGGUGUGGCUGUGACGGAUGUGUGAAGUGAUAGAGGUGACCACACUGCUUCCUCAGGAGCAACUCCUCAUCCCUGGGAGACCACCAGCGCCCCCCGGCUGUCCCGGUGGGCUGGGCUGUGUACAUAGCGCCCGCGCUCUGCUGUACAUAUCCGAGUAGUUUUUAUUCAUUUGUGAAUACUCUAAUGCUAUUUUUGUUAUCUGUACGUCUGUAUUUAUGUGUGGUGCCACGCUCUGCAGAGGGCUGGGGCCGGGCUCCGCUGCUGAUGGAGCGCUCGAGGGAGUGGGGUGUGAGUGGGGUGUUCUCCAAGCCCCGCUCCCCGGCCCUGCGGGGCGAACGCUGAACGCUUUGGUUUGCAGGUGGAGGUGAGCCCACAAAUAAACUCUGUGAUUGGAA